Messenger RNA from Punica granatum (pomegranate), 1496 nucleotides. NCBI's taxonomy places the organism in Eukaryota, Viridiplantae, Streptophyta, Magnoliopsida, Myrtales, Lythraceae. The record is from RefSeq and is a predicted model, not a curated record.
GAGCCUUUGUGUCUACAAGAGCACAAGUGAAUGUUUUGAGAGCUUGAAUACUCUCUCUCUCUCUCUCUCUCUCUCUCUCUCUACAUAUAGCAAUAGAGAUCACAAUAUACAAUCAAAGCAAAGGGGAGGAUCCAAAAAGAAAAGGAGAGCUUAAAGAUGAUUCAAGAGCUGUUUGGAUCAGCCUCGCCACUAAUAGGAGGAGCUGGAGAGAGGAAACUAAUCUCCAUUAGCAAUGGAAUCAUCCUUGAAGGCACCCCGGCUUCGUCUUCCUCUUCGCCUUCUCCCUUGGCUUCACCCAAUAAUUCUUCCUCGUCCGCCACGGCUGCGUUAUCCGGAACGGUGGCUAAAACUGUUGGUGCUACGGCUGCUGGUGCUGGUACUGGUACCGGUUCGAAUGGUACAGCAACCCAGUCGUCGAACUCUUCCGAUGGCCAGCAGCCGAACUUGAGGUGCCCGAGAUGCGAUUCCUCGAACACCAAGUUCUGCUACUAUAACAACUACAACCUCACGCAGCCCCGCCACUUCUGCAAGACAUGCCGCCGGUACUGGACCAAGGGUGGGGCCCUAAGGAACGUCCCCAUCGGAGGCGGGUGCAGGAAGAACAAGACCUCCAGCAUAUCUUCUUCCGUGGCGAAGUCGAGCGCUACCAAGUUCAAGAGCCUAUCUUCGUCGGGAUUUAUGGGAGGGCUCGAUCACGAGCUACCGUCCAACCCAGUCAUGUGGGCUUCACCGCAUGGCUCUCACCUUUUGGCCUUACUGAGAGGAGCCCCGAUAAACCCUAAUCCUAGCCCUAGUCCUAAUCCUAGUCCAUUAAUCAAGGAGGAAGUACACAUGUUUGGACCCCAUGUAAUGGCCGAUUCCGGGAUGGCGAGCGCAUGCGGAAUGAGUCCUCGCGGACUCGGGCUCGAUCCUCUGAAUCAAUUGCCGUCAAUUGGCCUGUGCAGUUCUUUCUAUAGAAACUAUCAACAACAAUCCACUUUCCAACAAAACCAAGCCAACCAUCAGAGCCCCCAACAUGGUUACAUGCUCAGUGACGCUCAAAACAAUAGCGCGAUUCAAGCUCUGUACCAGAGGCUUAAAUUAUCGACUGGUGAUUACGACACCGAGCGACCUCCUAUGGCGGCAUCAAGCAGCCAGAACUUGGCCAUCUCUUCUGCUCCGACUUCUUCGGCUCUCGAGUCAGCUCCAACGGGGGUUGGAGGUGAUCAAUUGGGUUACUGGAGCAAUAACUCGAGCUUGUGCUGGUCGGAUCUUCCAACAAGUAAUGGUGCAUACCCUUGAGAAAACCUUAAAAACCUUGUUUUUCUCCUUUGUGUUUGUUGUUCAUGCAUUCGUCUUUCAAUUAAUUAGUUUCCUCUUUCUCGUCAAAAGCUAUAUAUUAUGGCGUAUAGCUUAGAACGGUUGUGGGGGUCAUGGUAUAUGGACUGACUGUAGCGUCAGUGUUGUUAUAGUAAUAUAUAUAUAUAUAUAUAGUUCCUUAGCUUUGUUGUGUGAAU